AUGGAGACGACUUAUGCAAAUAUUAAUGGGCAAAUAUGGUUGUUCUUUGAUGCAGUGGUGGAAUGGGAAUUAGUGGAGGAUACUGAGCAACAGGUGACUGUGAGAGUACUUCACCAUGACCUAGGGCAGCACAUGAUGAUGAGAUUUGUUUAUGCAAAAUGUUCAGCAAUUGAGAGGUUGGAAUUGUGGGAUCACUUGUAUUACUUAACAAGUGAUAUAAAAUUGCCAUGGUUGGUAGGUGGGGAUUUCAAUAUGAUAUUUCAUGAAGAUGAGAAAAUAGGAGGACUACUGCAAGGAUACAAAGGAAGUCCAUUUACAUGGUGGAAUGGGAGAUCCAACGCUGCGUGUAUAUUCAAAAUAUUGGAUAUAAUUUUUGUGAGUUUGCCAUUUCAUAACAUGUUUCCAACUAUUGAAGUUGAACAUCUAAUCAGAACUGGAUCAGAUCAUGCACCAUUGUUAAUGACAUGUGGGGAGCAGACCACCAAUUUUGUCAAGCCUUUCAGGUUCUUGAACUUUUGGACUAAACAUGCUACAUUUAUGGAUGUGGUGAGGCAGAAUUGGGAAGCUGAUUUCAUAGGGGAUCCGUUUUGGAUGUUCAAGCAGAAGCUCAAGAGGGUGAAGGUAGCACUGUCAAAAUGGAGUAGGGAAACAUUUGGUGAUAUCUUCAAGCAGUUGGCUAUUUUGGAGGACAUUGUUAGGGUAAAAGAGAUGCUGUUUGAAAAAGAGCCUUCAAUUGAGAAUAGGAUUGUGUUUCAAAAGGCACAAUCUGAAUUGAAGAAAUACUUGAGUAUUGAGGAGCAUUAUUGGAAGCAAAAAGCUGGGAUGACUUGGUUUACUGAAGGAGAUAGGAAUACAAAUUUCUUUCACAAUCAUGUCAAUGGCAAAAGAAAGAAAUUACAACUGAAGAGGAUGAAAAGUGGAAGUGGAGUCUUGUCUAGAGUUUUACAUGAUAGAUUAGAAAAUUCUUUGCCUUCUCUAAUAUCUCCCAAUAAUUCCGGAUUUGUGAAGGAUAGGAGUAUAUUUGAGAACAUCUUAUUGACUCAAGAAAUUAUCACUAACAUAAGGUUAAGGGGAAAGCCAGCUAAUGUGGUGAUCAAGCUUGAUAUGGCUAAGGCCUAUGAUAAGGUUUCAUGGAAGUACUUAUUACAUGUACUAAGGAAGAUGGGAUCUUCUGAGCACUUCAUCAACAUGGUGUGGAACUUGAUGUCAAAUAACUGGUAUUCAGUAUUGGUGAAUGGGCAAUCCUCAGGGUUCUUUAAGUGUACAAGGGGUGUGAAGCAAGGGGAUCCUCUAUCACCAGCAUCGUUCAUUCCGUCCGCUGCGGUACUUUCCAGGUCUUUGAAUAAGCUCUUUGAAGACAGGUCAUUUGCGGGAUUUGGAUUGCCUAAGUGGUCUAAUCCUUUAAACCACUUGGCAUAUGCUGAUGAUACUAUAAUCUUUGCUUCUGCUCAUCCUCCAUCAUUGAGCAAGAUUAUGGAAGUGUUGGGGAACUAUGAGAAGAUAUCAGGUCAGAUGAUCAACAAAGAUAAGAGUUCAUACUACAUGUAUUCAAGGAUUCCUACGGGAUUGUGUCAAGCGGUUGGAGCUAUUAUAGGAUUUGCAAAAG
Molecule: messenger RNA, 1606 nt
Organism: Nicotiana attenuata
Lineage: Eukaryota; Viridiplantae; Streptophyta; Magnoliopsida; Solanales; Solanaceae
Exons: 3
Source: RefSeq, a predicted model, not a curated record